UCCACAUGGAGGCAGUAGUGAGGUGUUUGCUAAACUCCGCACUAAAACGAGAAGAGCGAAAUUCAAUUCUCUGCUGAGAUAUUUUCAUUUUGUCCUCACGUCAGAUCUUUUAUCGUUUUCAUUAGUUUAAAAGGUUUAUAGCAUUUUCUCUGUGUGUCAACUUAGCCACCGAAGUAGUUUCUCGUUGAAUUAAUCUUCUGAAUUCAAUCGGAAUCAACAUAAGCAGCAGUGUUUUCGGUUACUAAUGACUACUGGCCAUUUCAAAGUUCCGAUAGACCGCAGGUUUAAAUCUCCGGGGAGCCUGAGCAGCCAGCAUGGACACUCGAGACCCAGUAAAGUGUUGGCCGAAAGGAACCAGGCGGUUGUGGCGGUUGGAGCCUGGGUAGAAGUCGGAGAGGAUUUCCGGGAGCACCCGGCUACCCUUGCUUUGCUAACUGAGGAGCUACAGGCCCAAAAGAGAAGAGAGGAUGCAGACAACCUGAAGCGGUUUCAAGAUGAAGUGCGACGACGAGUCGCACAUCAAGCUCACGCGUGCAAGCGACAACAGCAACCUCACUCACAUCCCUUGGUAAUACCCCACAGAGGACCUCUGAUCCUGACCCAACAGGUCUGCAAGGAAGAGGAGCAUAUCCACUCAGAACCUGUUGCACCACAGGGCAGUUCUCCAGAGUUGAGUAAGCCCCUGAGGCAGGUCAGACUCAGACUGGCUGCCUGUCGGCUGACCCAAGGGGAGGAAGCACUGUCAGAUCUUCCAGGAGGCAGAUGGAGCAUCUCUCCAACCAGACAUAGAACAGAGGAGGAACAGGAAACGAGAGAUGUUCCUCUCUUUAGUAAUCAACAUGAAUGUCCCCUUGUUCAGCAGAAGGUCAACGGACACACCCUGUUGAAUCCAAAUAAUUCACUCUCUGGUCAUGAAGUCCCAAAGUUUCUCUGGCCAAUGACGGAUGAAGAAAAAGUGAAAAAGCAGCGUCAGUCUCAGUUCCUGAAGCACCGCCGCCUGGUCAUGAACACUGAACGGGAGCAGGUGAAGGAGAACCAACAGCUCAGGAAACAUCUGAAGAGGACUGCAAGGAUCAAAGCAGAGAAAGAAAAGCUUCGUCAGGACGAGGAGAUGAAGUUAGAGAAAGCUCGGAGGCUUGUGGAGGCCAGGCAGAGGCUGGAAGAGCGAGACCGGCAGGUUCUGGAGCAGCUGGCGCUGGAGGAGGAGGAAGAGAAGGAGAGAGCUAUGCAGCUGCAGAGGAGGAAGAGGGAGGAGGAGAGGAACAAUAACAAGUGGAAAGACUCUGUGAGGUUUAUCGAGGCUCUGAGAGUUCAGAUGAAGGAGCGUUUGUCUCAGAUGAAGCUGGAGCUCCCCACUCUUUGCUGCUGUGCCUCCUCUUUUUGGGAUUCCCACCCCAACACCUGUGCCAAUAAUUGCAUCUUCCACAACAACCCCACAGCGUAUGCUAAAGCGCUGCAGUUAACACUGGUGAAUUUGGACUUGCAGUAAUGGCAACUGCAGUUUCUCAAGGAACUGGCGUCUCACUCUGUUUUUGUCAGAUGUUUAAGUAGACUUUAAGUGGUUGCAUCAUUAGAAGACAUGCUGUUGUACUUUUCACACGUAUUCUCUUUGGGGUAAAUUUGGCUGCUUGUAUUUUAUGUCACCAAAUUACCUGGCCAGUUUAACAUUCCCAGUGAUUUUAAUAGCACCCUGAUUGGACUAAUUAUUAUCCCCAUUACUCUUUGUUGAGGUUCUAAUCCAGCUCAAAUGCAAUUUUCUAACAAUUUAAGCAAUACUUUUCUGGAUUAGGUAUAGUAAAUAAUCUUCUUUGUUUGCAUUUUGUUAACAAUUUUUCUUACUGUACUUAUUGCAAACUAUGAAUUCUGUGUAUAUGUGAACAUUGUACAUGACAUAAUUUUACAAAGUCAGUAACCAAUUAGGAAAUGAAUAUAUUAAACUUGAAUUUCACUCAUUUUUGUUGGGUGGAUUUUGCAAGAAUUGACCUUCUGCUCUGCUGUUUUUUAAAGAAGUAUUUAAAAAAAAAAUCUCACGUUUCCCUCACUAUCUGUUAGUUUCUAUGAGAUUUCAAAAUUGAUAACACUCUGUCAGACAGGAAUGUCCUGAUAAGUCAGUUAUAGUGUUUCUUUAAGACUUUAUAUAGUGCCUUGCAAAUGUUUUUUUUUUCAAAUCCUAAACAUAAGUGUUUCUUGAAGUUCUAAUGAAAAAGAUGAUUGAUAUUUUAUGCUUAUACUUAUUUCUUUACCUCACUGUUUAUAGCAAUGUCUAUUUCUCCAUAUGCAUUAUUAUUGUUAUAAUAAUUGGAGGCUAAUUUUUUCACUGUCAUUAAUACAUUUAAUAUUUGACACCUACAUAUACUCAAUACAUUGCCACAAAAAACAUUUUAGUAGAACAAAAAGCAGUUGUAUUUGGGUAGAUAUUGCUGUUUUAAAUCAACAUGAAUUGUAAUUGAAGCACUUUUUGAAAUAAAUCAACAGCUUCUGAUUUAAUCAGCAACAAUAAUUUGAGGUUUUGAUGCAUUAACCUGUGCAGUGAGUAAGUAGAUGAUAAAAAAAAUUAGGACUAAAACUCUAUUUAAGCAAAGCCCUUCAAAUGCAACAGUAAGAGAUAUCCAUCUAGCUUACAUAUUAAAGCUACUGACUUUUCCCAGUGUUUUGCUAUUUUAUUUGAAUAAUUUUAAUGCAGUUUGUGAAUCAUUUCAAAAAUGUCAUCCACAGUUUUAGUUCCAAAAAUCUCCAACAGAACUGGGUGGACGAGACAGGAUCCAGGUGAAAACUUGAGUGAUUUGUUCUUAAUAUAAUGAAACAUGUUUUUCUGUUCAAUCUCAAAGUAAUUACACUGUGCCAAUACACGCCAGACUAAUCUGGUUCAAAAUGUUUUACAUAUCUGUCCAUUCCUGGUGCCUAUCAAUGAGUCAAAAGGACCAGUCCAUCACAGGGCAACACAGUCAGACACAACAAACAACCAUGCAUGCACACACUCACACCUAAGAAGAAUUUAGAGAGACCCCUCAACCUCACAGUCAUGCCUUUGGGCUUUGGGAAGAAGAACCCACCAUGCACAGGGAGAACAUGCAAAGUUCAUGCAGAAAGACCCCUAGCCUGGAAUCUUGCUGUAAGGCAACAGUGCUACCAACUGCACCACUGUGCAGCCCUGCUUUACAUGUAGCUUAAUUUAUCCCAAAUAAAAUCAAAUUAUUUCUCAUAAUAAAAUGGUCCAAAUUGGAUUGCAAAAAUAUCUGAGCAUCAGAUUGAGAAAGAAACUUGACAGAAAAUGUUUUUGCUCCCAAUUAAGUACGGCAAGCCAUUUACCAUAUAGUGGCCAAUUGAAACUCAUUUCCUCAGUUCAGUUCUUGUCAAAACCAACUAUUUUGCUGUCAGGAAAUGGUUCUUACUGUCUAA
Poeciliopsis prolifica (blackstripe livebearer) is the source of this 3399-nucleotide messenger RNA. It is a transcript of the gene ccdc15, whose product is annotated as coiled-coil domain containing 15. Gene Ontology annotation, cellular component: centrosome. The record is from RefSeq and is a predicted model, not a curated record. The transcript has 10 exons. Lineage: Eukaryota; Metazoa; Chordata; Actinopteri; Cyprinodontiformes; Poeciliidae. The coding region runs from base 245 to 1489 and encodes 414 amino acids.